This is a messenger RNA of Sorex fumeus (smoky shrew), 1170 nucleotides long. RefSeq lists its product as uncharacterized. The record is from RefSeq and is a predicted model, not a curated record. Bases 1 to 1038 code for a protein of 345 amino acids. Lineage: Eukaryota; Metazoa; Chordata; Mammalia; Eulipotyphla; Soricidae. The transcript is spliced from 4 exons.
AUGUGCGGCGAGAGCGGCCCCGGGACGCGGGCGCUCACUGCCCGGGGUCCCCGCGCCCGGUCCCCUUGUCCUUCCCGGUGGCGCAGGGAGGAGACGCGAGGGGCGGGGAGGAGACAGUCCCGGCGGCGCCGCCUCCUCCUCCCCAGCCGGCCCGGCCACGCGGGGGUGGGGGCCAGGGGGCGUCUCCCGGCCGGCCAGAGCCGCGGGGCGCUGCGGGGCGCCCCGGGUGCUGCCGAUCCCGAGCGUGGCGAGCGGGGACGGCACCCCGCGAGCGCCCCGCCUCCGUGCGCCCUCGGGGUCCCCGGGCGGCCGCUCCGCAGAGGCCGGGAGGCGCGCGCCGACUCUCGCGUCCCGGGGCGCCCGGGGAUCCCGCUGCCCCCCAGGGCCGAUGAAAAAGGGGAACGGAGGUGGGGUGGGGUGGGGGUUCGCCGACCCCGCGCCGCCGCGCCCCGCGCCUCCGAAGUUGCCCGCACACCCGGGUGCGCCGCUGUGCACGCGGGUGCAGCGCGCGGAGACACCCCGCACCGCGCGGCGUCACGUCCCGGCUGCCAGGUAGGAGGGCUGCGGAGGCGCCCGGUGCCGCAGAAACGUCAGGCUCGGCGGAGUGCGGGGAGCACGGCUCCCCAGGAGUUCCUGUCGUCCGCCCGGCUCCCGGGGUUGUUGAACCCCGCACCCGCAGCCCGGCGAGCGAGGGGAGCGUCCCCGCGUGCCUGGGAAGUGAGAACGCACCUCCCGGCGCCCCCUCGGCCUGCAAGGAAGUUUGCUGAGCGUCUCAAGGCCACCCAUCCUCUAGCCAUGCUAGGAACAUUCUGGAGAGUCUGUGCUCCCCGGUACCGGGAAUUAAUUGAAUUCCCUGAAGGAUGCUCUCUUGUCUCCCCAGACUGUGCGUUCCUGCCGCCUUCCCCACUAGUCUCUGGAAAAAAGAGGAUACAUGGAUUUUUUGUGUUUGUAAAGAUCGUCAAAAUUCACAAAACUGAGUCACACACAGAGAAGCAUCCUGUCCCUCCUGACCUACAAGUAACCCGGCGGCUGCAGUGAGGCUGUCUGCGGCUGUCAAUGAGUAUAUUGUACAUCUCAGCUGCUAAAUGCCCUCAUCUAUUAUGACUGCCUUCAUGUGCACAGUAACCAGUGACGAAGCUGCUGCUGUCCAUGCUUCAGUCUGGAGGAAAU